AGGAAACACGGAUCCUGCUGGCCCUUAUGGGAUCAGUGUGAGUUCUGAAGGACAGAACUAAGCAGAGUGAAAUCACAUGAUGGACAAACAACAAGAAAGACUUCUUUAUAAUCCUGCUCUUAGAACAGAAAAAAAAAACCCAGCCCUUCAAAGCCAGUAUCACAAGACUUUCUAACAUGACAAUUACUGCAGUCCCACAACCCAACCAUAGCCAUGCACUUCUCAAAGCAAAGCACUUUAAGGCCCUCUGUCCCCAUCACCCCAUCAGGCAGACUCCAGAAUGCCAUCUGUGUGCACCUUCUCUGCAGCUAAACAGUAAUGCAUGCCCAAACCAUUCACAAACAGCAUGCUAACUUCACACUUCUGAGCCAAUAACAUUGAUUUCUUGGAAUCCUAAUGCUGAGAUCCAAUUCAUUUUUUAAAUAGUGAUGGAACAUUGCAUUGAAGUACGGCUUCAUUAAUGACACUUAACAGUAAGUUAGCGGAUCAAUAUCAUCAUCAAAAGUUAAUUAUGCAAAGACACAAUUGCUCUUUCAGGAGAAAAACACAUUUUCUUUCAGUCUUGAGAACUGCAGCCACCAGUAGGUGGUGUUUCUGAAAUGUCAGAGCACUUCUUCCCCCCUACAGAUGAAAUGCAAAACUCCACCUGCACUACUGCUGCUUUCAAUGCAGGACUCCACGCUCGCUGCUGCUCCAGGUUCACUGCAAAAGAAGCUCAUUUCAUCUGAGGGGCUUUGAACAGAACGAUUCUACCACGCAUCAAGAUGACAACACACACCUGAAAAUGUAAAUACAUACAACAUAGGACUGACUUACAGGUGACAUUCCCUGCAGCUCUGCACACCUAAAGGCAAGUUUAUCCUGGCACGGCAGUGGAAGUUGACGCAUCCAUUAAGUGCGUAUGUGAGCGAGAAGCAGCCUUCUGCUGUCUGCAGGAAAACCAGCUCUGGAAAAAUGGAAUUAAGGUCCAAGGAUGUGCACUGAGUAUUAACAGAACACAAAUGGAGCUCGAACUCUGCCAUCCCCCAACCUGCACGAAGGACAAUUGCUGGUGAAAACCUUUCUUUGCAAUGAUCCAAGUACCAUUACGGUAAAAAGAUCUCUACGUGGUCUUACGGCAUAUAGGAACUGCAAGUGCUCCCAUCUGCAAUGCAUAUAGUGUCUUGUAAGAAAAAAAGGAAGAAAGAAAUGUAUUUCUUGUACUGUUCUAUUUCAGUCCAUUUCAAGUCUAAUUAAUUCGGCUCCUAAAGAAUUUGAAUUUCCUAUUUAUAAGUGCGGGCUCUCUUCCAUUCCAAUCAAAAUGCUUCCAAUCCACUGCUUUGAAAACAGCCCAAAAUCUCAUCUUUUUGGCAUUACAACCAAACUGUGAGUGCCGUUACCUUUUGUGCAGAUACUUUAACCAUGGAAACCUACUCCGCCUCAGUACCACCUGUUAUAUGUAACAGCACAACUUUUGACCUCAAUGGAUCCCAUCUGUGUAACGAGAGCCUGUCUUCUAGACUAGCAGAUAAAUCAGAACACCAACAAUACAUUAUUGGGCUUUUCUUGUCCUGCCUUUACACAAUAUUUCUUUUUCCCAUCGGUUUUGUAGGAAACAUUCUGAUUCUGGUGGUAAACAUAAGCUUUCGUGAGAAGAUGACUAUCCCAGACCUUUACUUCAUCAACCUCGCGGUGGCCGAUCUCAUUUUAGUUGCCGAUUCUCUCAUUGAGGUGUUUAAUCUUGAUGAAAAGUAUUACGAUAUCACUAUUAUAUGCACCUUCAUGUCUCUGUUCCUUCAGAUCAACAUGUACAGCAGCAUUUUCUUUCUGACGUGGAUGAGUUUUGACAGAUACAUAGCACUGGCAAAAGUAAUGAGGUCCAACCUGUUUCGCACUAUGCAACACGCCAGGUUGAGCUGUGGUCUCAUCUGGAUGGCAUCUAUUUCUGCAGCACUAGUGCCAUUCACAGCCGUGCACUUACAACACACCGGAGAGGUCUAUUUUUGCUUUGCAGAUGUAAGAGAAAUUCAGUGGCUAGAAAUAACCCUGGGGUUCAUCAUCCCCUUUGUGAUCAUCGGUCUUUGUUACUCAUUAAUCGUUCGAGUUCUUAUAAAAGCACACAAGCACAGGAGCCUUCGCCUGCGCCGACAGAAGGCUCUUCGGAUGAUAUUCGUCGUGGUCCUGGUUUUCUUUAUCUGCUGGCUCCCUGAAAACGUCUUCAUUAGUGUCCAGCUUCUACAAAAGAAAAGCGAGCCCACCUCGUCAAGCAGCCCAUCCUUCAGACACGACUACCCUUUAACGGGACACAUCGUGAACCUCGCAGCUUUCUCCAACAGCUGUCUGAACCCUUUAAUUUACAGUUUCCUAGGGGAAACCUUCAGAGACAAACUGCGACUGUACAUCGAGCAGAAAACCAAGAUGUCCACGUUACAUCGGUUCUGUCAGGCUGCCUUGACGUCUGUCAUCCCCGACAGUAAUGAGCAAUCAGAGGUCUGAUUUAGGGCUGUUGUGCAGCACAUCCGACUGUGAAGUUGUGUAAAGAGUGAACAAAACGCUUACUACUAACAGCAAAAAGCACGCCCGCCUGUGUAUAUAUUGUAUGGCUCUACUGAGUAUUUAAGGUUUAUAUUCGGAAUGUUUUUAUGACAACUUCAAUGUAGAAGAAUAUGUUAUAGUCAGAUUUUAUUUAAUUAAGAGCAGGAUUAUUAAAAGCUGAGCACUGAAGGAGCUUUAUUUUAUGUAAUACAUGCAUGAAUGAUAAAAUAGAAGAAAAUUUUAUCAAGCUAGGAAGACUCUAGAUUUAACUCAAUUAUCAGAGAUGCUGUUUUGCUGGUGUAUAGAAGGUACUUCCACUUAAAUAACCAAACUGCAGUAAGAGUGGGGGAAAAUCAUUACAACAAAUUGAUGUGGAGUUGCAGAAAGCAGUGAUUUUUACCCAAACAUGUUAAGUUUAAUGACUUUGCUUUUGAGAACUAUAUAGUAUUAUCAUCAUUGUAUUCCAGCAUGUCUUCCACAGUUAACUGUUUCUGAUCUUAAUAUAAUCUAGAAUGGUGAUGAGUUCUCGUCUCAUAAAUCUAAUCUGCUGCUUAUAUCAGCGCUUGAUCAAACCUGAAAUCAUCUGUCAUUAUAUGGUUCAUCUCAAAGAACUUAACUGCAGCAAAACGUAAUGCAUUGCUCUUCUGAGGAUUCCCAAGACAGCACUUCUCAGGAUGGAUAUAAUUGGACUUUCAGUCAAAAUGCAAGCACGUCUAUAUGUGUGCACCCACAUCUCCCUCCAGACUCAAACAAAAGUCGUAUAAGAUCUGUCUCCACUUAGCAGACCCAUUCAGGUGGCUUUAAGGAAGUCACAUUCCAAAAAAAGACCAUAAGAAAUGUUUAUAAAGAUGAAAAAGCCUCUUUUUUUCUUUUCUUUUUCCUUUUUUUAAGAAGAACUUUUGUAAAGGUGAACAGGUCAGAACUGCACUUUGUGCCCUGUCCACCCCAACCCCAGAAACCACUGGUCUUAGGGACCUUAAGAUGCAUGUUGGUUGCUCUGUUCAUUUGAAGACCAAUGAUGCUAAGAAAACAAAUGUUACCACCACAUGGUAGGGAAAAAACAGCUUCUAAAUUCUUCUAGAAAAUAGCUGGGUUUUAAAUCUGGAUGAUGCUCAGUGCAGGUUAAUGCCGGACUUCCCCCAAGGAAGCCAUAAAGUUCCUAGAGAUUCAUGCACAAGGUCAUUAAUCCAUCACUCACUGCAGCUCUGAAAUAUACAAACUAAUUCCACCAAGCAGAGCACCACAACCCCAGUCAAUGUGAUGAUGUGCCCUAUUUUUAAAUGUCACAUAUGGGCCAAUUAGCACACUAAAGGAUUUCUAAAACAUAGAUGCUUAAAACAAGGAGUAGAGUAUUAAGCUACAAAGGAAAUGGUGAUUCCAUUCAUAUUUCUCAUUAAAUACUCAGCUUCCUAGUGAAGUUGUAGCCACAAAAGGUUUGACCUACUAGCAGAGAGGCCUCAAGAUGAUACUGCAUUGGAACUAGAUGGAUGUUCCUGGAACACUGAAAUAGGAACAGCAGAGAGGAGUUAGCCCAGAUGCUGGCCAUUUCCAAGGGACAGUUACUCACCAACUAAGGAGAAAUUCCCAUUUACUCCCAUCUUUCUGGUAGAGCACUAAUGAUAUUUUCUCUCUGAAAGAUGCAGGCACUGCCAUGCCUUCUCUGCAUAGAAGCUGCUCGACAACACAGAGCAGCAAAUCAUACAUACAAUCAUACAUAUGUCCAUUUUCCCUCAUUACUUUCAUGAUUGGAAUCAACCACAACCAGCUCUGUCCCGGUGUGCAUUAACCAGCCUUCUGACAGGCAGCUGCUUCAAACAGCACAAACAGAAGGAACAGAUCACACUUCCAGCAAUGCAUUUCCAUCAAGUGAGCACACAGCCCCAGCACAGCAUAUCAGCUUUGGGUAACCCCAGCACUUGCCAUGAAUAAACCAAUUUCUUUGGGUCGCAACAAUACAGUUUCCCAAACAGAAUUCCUCUAUCCAGCAUCCCAUUAUAUGUCUAAAAGCACAUUGCACACCUGAGCUACCAGAAGAGGUUCUUUCUGUUGAUAUUUUGGUUCAGGUUUACGAGCUGUACCUGAAAUGACUACAUUUAGGUGAAAAAUGACACCUCUGCACAGAAGUUGGUGAUGGUGGUGGGUUUUUUUCCCCCUAAUGGGUAAUUUAAUCACAUAAAGUUGCUUUCACUGAAUCCUUUCAACAGUUUGAGAUUUACCACACAGUGACUGUGCAGGCUUGAAAAGCAAAGACAGUUGGUCUCAAGAUGAAGUUUAAUUCAUGUAAAGCAUUAAUUAUAUGAAUGCAUGGGGCAAGGAACACAAGUCAGUGGGUCAAACAACCCCAGAUCCUGUGAGGGACAGAUGAGAUGCAGAGAACGACAGUUUCUUCCUUUCCCCUUCUGGUCCACAAAAAAAACAAAGGCUAGAAUCCAAAAUGCUCAACCCACCCACUCCAAAAGGGAACAGCUGCUAUGAAGCAAAUUCAAAAAGCAGAGAUCUUAAAACAUGAUUGUCUUUAAUAUCGCUUCUGCCAACUGGAAAAGAUACCAUCUCUUCCUAUAUUGCCCUCAUGUCACUUUAUCAGCUGUUCAUUAGGACUGCAAAAGGGAGGAGGUUACCUGGAUGACUCGAUUGCUACUUAACGUGUCAAAAUGUGGUUUACAGAAGGUGAAAGCAUGUAGAAUUCAACUGUGAGCAUGAUUUAAUUCCAUUUGAACUUAUUCCUACAUAAACAGGAGAAACAAAUGCACACACAAAGGGCAGGUUUGAAUGUUAACAGCUACUCCUGAAAAUGAAUCAAUGAAUUCAUAUGAUUUUGCUUGGAAAUUAGAGUGAUUUGAAUUGAGGGGAUACUACCCUUCCCUUCCAACCCAAAAGCCUUUCCCCACUCAUUCAGAGCACCACACAAAUGUUUGGGACUUUCAAACAAAGAAGUGCACAGAGCUGAACUCAUGGUUGAAUUCAAUUAAUCCAAAUAUCUCUUUGCAACACAAGGUUACUCCCAUGUUACCAAUUACACUUACAGCAGCCCAUCGCUACACAGCCAGACAGACAUUUCUCAUUCAGACUGUUUAGGUUAAGCUAUUAUUAUUAUUAUUAUAACAUUCUGUUUAAUAAACGUGUCUCCAAUAAACAUUUCCACCUCA
Messenger RNA from Coturnix japonica (Japanese quail), 5660 nucleotides. It is a transcript of the gene GPER1, whose product is annotated as G protein-coupled estrogen receptor 1. Lineage: Eukaryota; Metazoa; Chordata; Aves; Galliformes; Phasianidae. Gene Ontology annotation, cellular component: Golgi apparatus; membrane. The record is from RefSeq and is a predicted model, not a curated record. Gene Ontology annotation, molecular function: G protein-coupled receptor activity; nuclear estrogen receptor activity. Gene Ontology annotation, biological process: nuclear receptor-mediated steroid hormone signaling pathway; cellular response to estradiol stimulus; G protein-coupled receptor signaling pathway.